GAUUGUCGCAAGUGUUUGAAUCUUCCCCCGACGUAAGGAUCUCGUCUUCCUCGGUUGCCAGGGUGUUGUCAUGGUUCGAUGCAUGUCUUGCGUCAGCCCCAUUCCCCAUUCUUCCGUCCUAUUCUUCUGUCGCAUGCCGCCUCCGAGCGGUUCUGCGAUAAGCCGAUUCAGUCAUUGUACCCUGACCAUCUGUGACUAGAGAUCUAGAUACUCCUCGUGCUGGCGAGACGGCUUUUGACUUCACUAACGGCGGAAAACCUCGCGCUCGCGCUUAUGUAUACACUCGCCCGCGAGAACACUUUAAAGGCGCGUCCCACAACAACCCCGCUUCCCAUGUUCAAGCUUCCGACUCACCUCGAGGAGCUUAUACCUCCCCCAAGCCAGCAAGUGCCGCAAGGACAGCCGUGGCGGGGUGCACUCUUUCUCCCAGCCACCAGUCCAUCACCGAGGGGUUCUCACCAGGAGCUUCGAUGCACGGCAGCAGAGACCGGGGGAGACAAAAGCAGCCAAGCGGAGUUGUGGCCGCCGGCCUUCUAUGUGCAGCUGUUAACACCACGGCCCCUCCUGCCUCAAUUUCUCGAAUGGUUGAAGAACCAUCACCCCCCUAUGUCCAUGUUCAUGGCCGACCGGCUGCCUGACCCGGCAGCGCAGCGGGCGAACCAGACUGCUUUCGAGGCUCUAGUCACGGCACUGAUGCAAAGCCAAUCUGUGGCUGUCCUACCGUGGAAUGUUCCGGAUAGGCUCCCAGGCGCAGGCAUCAUCCUGUUCCCGACGGGUACUUCGCGGAAUUUGCUCGUCGGCGCCCUCUUCCUGAACACCAGUUUCCCCGAGUUCAUCGCCAGCGCGAAUGUGCUUCCACGGUCUGCACCCUACAGCCCAACCUCCGGAGAUUCCCCAUAUGAUCCCGCCCCGCCUAAUAUUGCUGCUUCGCAGCGUCAUACUCAGGCUCCCAGCGGCCAGUCUCGCUAUUCGUCAUAGAGAGAUUCGCUCGCAAUCUCUCUGCUGCGGCUGGCAGAAUAUGCACACAAUACCCGAGGGUUCCGCUAUCAGCUAGGCAGUUCCCACUCGAUUUUUCCCCUCUCUUUUUUCUUUUUCUUUUUUCUCAGAACAUCACCCUCGCCGUUACUAAUGGCACCUGUAGCAUUAUUUUUGUAUCACUAGGAGUGCCAGUACUUUCGUUAUUUUUUUUUCAUUUAGAGAACUUUUCUCCGCUUGUUACAUAGACAUUCAUACCCUUCUUCGCAACACCGCCUCGUGUAUCCUCAGUCGGUCGAACCGCCGCAUUGUAGCAAUAGACUAUACUCUUUAUUAGACUUAGUGUUUCGGCGCCCUUUCGCGAGCCUACCCGGCCUUUCCCCCCACAUAAACAUUUUAGCUUUUCGCGUCCGUGUCUCCACCAGAUAACCGUCCCAUAUUGUCAUCGUCACUCGUGACAGUCCCAUUUUGAUUUAUUCGUUCGCCUCCCGUCCACGCGAGUAUGGGCGCUAAUAUAUACUACAUCUUGUCUCCUCGCUUCCGCUUGCUCUAGUUGGACUAUACACUCGGGACAGCUGUUUUCUCUGGACCACUCCGCCAUAAUUUGCUCCACACAAUACCACUAUUGUAAAUAAUGGCCAGCUCAAUGCAAACGUACCUAGCUGCGAAAUACAUGUCAGGCCCAAAGGCCGACGCGAUCCUUGCGCGAACACCUACUGAGGACCGGCCCAAGAAGAAGAAGCGCAAAGUCGCGGCGGCGUCUUCGUCCUCCGCAGUCUCGGGUAUGAUCAAAGACGACGACGUGCUCGGCUGGGGUGAUGAGCCGAAGGACGAGGUGGAAGACGGCGCAGACGCAGUGGUCGCGGAGGACCGCAGCUUCAAGAAGCGACAGCGGACGGAGGACGGUGCAGGCUGGGCCACCGUGCGCGAGCCGACGCCGCCGCCGCCUGCAGACGAGCAGCCGCAGGUCGUGGAGGAGGAGACGCCGUUCAAGGGCGGGCUACUGACAUCCGACCAGCUGAAGAAGCGGCUACCAAAGGCAGGGGGACCGAAGGCCCAGCUCACGCAGGAGGAGAUCGCGGCGGCUCAGGAGACAGUGUAUCGUGACGCAUCAGGAAGGAAGGUUGAUGUAGCGGCAGAACGGGCGGAGGCGGCGAGAAAAAAGAGGGAGGCGGAGGAGAAGGAGGCGAAGAAGAAGGAAUGGGGGAAGGGCCUCACGCAGCGUGAGGAAGCGGAGAAGAGGAGGGAGGAGCUUGAAGCAAUGCACAGUACCACCUUCGCGAGGACAAUAGAUGACAAGGCGUUAAAUGAGGAGCUGAAGCAAGAGGACAGAUGGAAUGACCCUGCGGCUGCCUUUUUGACGAAGAAGAAGUCGAAAGGACCGAAACGGCCAGAGUACACAGGACCUCCGCCUCCGCCAAACCGGUUCGGCAUCAGGCCAGGAUACAGGUGGGAUGGUGUAGAUCGUAGCAACGGCUUUGAAAAGAAGCUUUUCCAAAAACAAAACGAGAGGAAACGACGUGGUGCCGAAAGUUACGAAUGGGGCGUCGACGAUAUGUAAUAAAUGUAUUUUAUUGCUCAAGAUACUCUGCCAAGAUUAUUAACACUUGCAUACGGUUUGGACGCUCUUCUCACGAAUCUCGCACGCUUCCUGCUUCUUGCGCACACCAUCGGUUUUCACUUGCUUCGUUUACGCGCCCACGUAACACUGUAUACUACAUGUCUAUUCGUUAUGCAUAUGGUAAAGUUAAGGUGAAUGCAAACAGUGAUACAGGAUAUGGAUGGGUGAGGGUCGGUGAUUUAUGAAUGUCAAUCUCACAUAAGUAUAGAUAGCCUCAACUUAGCAUCCUCUAGCUCGGCUUUGGUUUGCGCCAGUUUUGCCUGGAUAUGUGCGAGCUCUGCGCGGAGGUCCUCUUCAACAUGCUUAUUGAGGGGUCCGGGCUGCAUCUCAGCAUCCUGUGCAUCCGUUUGAACUGCCUUGUCUGAAGUCUACAUGGGAAGAUGAGUAUAAUGUCAAUCGUUUAUUCAAGAACUUUGUAGGAAAUAUACCGCUCUGUUUCGAAGCACAAAUCGUUUUAUGCUCGGGUCAUUCUUGAGCAAGUCCACGAUAGUCUGCGCACCGUGUCGCAAGGCUUCAGACUGCACUAGCUGUCCUAUCGGGCUCGUUGUGGCAGGUCCUGGCUGCUC
Phanerochaete carnosa HHB-10118-sp is the source of this 3162-nucleotide messenger RNA. RefSeq lists its product as uncharacterized. The record is from RefSeq and is a predicted model, not a curated record. The transcript has 8 exons. Bases 1610 to 2536 code for a protein of 308 amino acids. Lineage: Eukaryota; Fungi; Basidiomycota; Agaricomycetes; Polyporales; Phanerochaetaceae. Gene Ontology annotation, molecular function: RNA binding. Gene Ontology annotation, cellular component: U2-type spliceosomal complex; RES complex. Gene Ontology annotation, biological process: mRNA splicing, via spliceosome.